Pristis pectinata (smalltooth sawfish) is the source of this 3569-nucleotide messenger RNA. RefSeq names its product E3 ubiquitin-protein ligase Arkadia-like. The coding region runs from base 412 to 3177 and encodes 921 amino acids. Lineage: Eukaryota; Metazoa; Chordata; Chondrichthyes; Rhinopristiformes; Pristidae. The transcript has 15 exons. Gene Ontology annotation, molecular function: ubiquitin protein ligase activity; zinc ion binding. The record is from RefSeq and is a predicted model, not a curated record.
UCCGCCGGAAGUCCCGGCUCCCCGUCUCCCAUUGGCCGGCAGGGGGCAGGUGCCUCCGCCAAUUGGUCAGCCGGGCCCUUCCUGCUCGCAACUGAUUGGCCGGUUCUGGCGUCAAUCAGUGCGGGGCAAGCCGCCGCAUUCCCUGCCGGACUGACAACAGUUUCCGGCGGGACGGCAGAGUCCAGAUCGGUCGGUGACCGGCUGGCAUGUUGUAGGGCUGCCCCGCUCCCAGCCACGGCGCCCGGCUACCGGACAGACUCUGCGGAAGGCGUGAAUGGGACGUCCGGACGGGCGGGAGGACUGGGUCGGUCCUCCGAGAAUGCAGAUGCGACGCCUCUUGCCCUCUGUCGGCUCCUCCUUGUGUCGGUCAGCGAGCCCGGAAGUUUCUGUGACAUUGGUUUCUUGUUGACAAUGGAACCAGCAGCAGAAUUGCCAGAGAUUCCCCUUGCGUCCAGUACAGAGCAAGAACUCAAGGGAACAACACCAUCUGCUGGCUUGGAUGGUUCUUGUCCUUCACCAUUUAAUGGCAUUAUUCAAGAAAGUAACCAGGUGCCUUUGAGUCCAGAGCUGAAAGAGCAGGAGCCUGUCCAGUGGAUGGAGUGUCUGAACCCUGAACACUCCAGCUUUUCAAAGGAACUCAAACUUGCUUUGCAAACUGAUCGGCACCUCGUGCGGAGCUAUACGUACACGAGUGAUGACUCUUCUAGCGUGGGUGAGACAUCUCCAUCUUCCAGCACCAACCUAGCUGAAUCUGAUGAACUUCUAUCGGAGAAGAACGAAGGGAGAAUGAUGAUUUGGAUGGGGACGAACAGGCUCCCAGAUGCCAGCCCAUCAGCGAGGAUUGGAGGGGAAUAUCAGGAAAAUGUGGCUGGGGCUGCCUCGUCUUCUGGGGCCCAGGAUGUCAAGAGCAGCCAGCUUAACAUUAAGGCAGUAAGCUCGUCCUCUCGAAAGCUGCCUCGCCUGAAAAAGUGCCAGAGGACCCAGAAACAGAAAGAACAGAUGCAGCGGAUGCGCAGGUCGAGGGAAGCCGUGAUCCGCAGGAACUGCACUCCGCAGUGGAUCGGCAGCUCGAGUGAUGGAGGCUCCAGCAGCAACUCAGAACUUGAUGAGGUUAUAACCUGUGACACUGACCAGACCAACCAUCAGGAACCUCUAGACCCAAUGGAUGAAGAUGAUGUUUUGGUUGUUGAGCCACUACCUGUGUCCACAUUGCCAGUUAGUGAAGAAGUAAACAUCACUUCCAGUGACAGUGAGGUGGAGAUCAUCAAUGUUGUAGAUGAUGAAAGACCGUCAGUGUCCGGAGCAUGGAGUGGUCGCACCAUGAAGAAACUGGCAGCCUCCAGUGUCCAGGCGCCGCCUGGGCACCGAACAACGUCUGCCGAGGUUGUAGACCUUACACUCGAUGAUAAUGAUCCGCUGACUGUACAGGGUGAUCACCCUCUUGAUGACUCCCUCAGUAGUCCUGAAAUUGUACAGCCGGGUUUGCCUGUUGGUUCACCAUCGGGAAUAUCAUUGCCAGUCAACGUCAGUGCAACAAACGUACUGUCUGCAUCGUUCAGUACCACAGCUGCUUGUACGUCCACCAUCAGCUCGGCAACUUCCCACAGGACAUUGGGAGAGAUGCCCAUUACCUCAAGCACUACAAGCCUAAUAUCAACAUCCUGUCAACACCAGAGAACAUCGAAAUAUACCGCCUGCUGUACUCAACGGUGUCUCUGCAGAUCUACGAGGCUGGUGUCUCAUCAGUCCCGCCCUGCCCAAUCGUACUUCCAGCAGUAUCACAUUGGCCAGGGCCAGGUGUACCAAGCACAAUGUUCACAGCCUCAGCACUUCCACUCUCACUCCCAAUUCCUUAACCAGCAAAGCCACCAGACCUGGGCACACCCUGCCUACCCACAGUUUCCACCACUGGGGUUCCAGCACGUUCAGCAGGGCAGUUCACAGUCUGUGUUCAGCAGUGUCAGCUCACGAGCCGGAGAAACCUCUGCCAGCCAGGAGAAUCAGGCUUCUUUAUGUGACCUCACUAACACGGCAGAAGAUGUUGAUGGGGUUGAAGCUGCCCAGAAGAGCAGUGCCCAGGUACCAUCUUGGCACGCCCAGCGUUCCCAGGAGAUGGAAGUGAAUGGAAACCAGCCACCAACUGUUUUGUCACCAAUCCUUUGGCAUUCUCAUGGUUCUCCUCUAAAUGAGGGUAAUGGCAGCAGCUCUGACUCUGCAUUUUCCAAUGCUUUAUCUCGUCCCACACCCUCUACUCAGGCAGCGAGCCAAUCCUGCGAGCCUCCUAGGUCAGCCAAUUACCCCAUUGCCCGACCUGUGCCAUCUUAUCACGCUCGCAUGCAGCAUGGGCUCUUGACCACGUAUAGGCCCACGGCUUCCCAACAGCUUCCAACUCUGCCAACUUCUCAUCAGCCAAUGCCACCUCUACAUUUGGUGCCAUUUCAACAGCCACCCUUGACAGCCACUCCUGUGCUAAUGAACACACCGUUAGUACCGGCCAGUACCCCACCACAGCAGCAGCAACAGUGCUCAGUAUACCAGCAGCAGCAACAGUGCUCUGUGUACCAGUACCAGCAGCAGCAGCAGUGCUCGGUUUAUCAGCAGAGAGGCCCUGAGAUCCAAAGAAACCAUUGGAUGGAGACUGUUAGGGAAGAAAGGGUAACAUCAAAUUUCCCACAGUAUCAUUCUGGUCACGUUCACCUUCAUCGAUACCAGUUGGUACCACCUAGACUACACCUGGUCUCCAUGGCAGCACCUUCUGUUCCUAUGGUAAUGCCCGAUAUUUUCAUUCACCCUCAUUUGCAAGUCUUUCCCCAGCAUGGACUGCGAGGGAUGCAAAGCCAUGUCAUGGUGCAUCGGGGAUAUCAGGACCUACUGCAUUUGGAAGAUCAAUUUAGUGACUUAAACCAUGGAGCGACGCAAAACACCAUUGAGAGAUACACUUUCCUGCACAAGUAUGAAAAGAGGACACUGGAGACCAGUGAGGAGGGGAAAGAAGCAUCUGAGGUUGAGGAGAAAUGUACAAUCUGUCUGUCACCGUUGGAGGAAGGAGAAGAUGUUCGGCGUCUCCCUUGUAUGCACCUCUUCCACCAGAUCUGUGUGGACCAGUGGUUAGCCACCAGUAAGAAGUGUCCAAUUUGUCGAGUGGACAUUGAAGCCCAGCUGCCUGUUGACACCUAAUUAAUCAUUGGGAAUAAAAGGUGUUGGUAUUGAGUUCCUUGAGCACUCUGGGCUUGCAUCUGGAAUCGGCAAGAGUUUGCAGUUGGCUUUGACUGAAAACCAAAAGACUGUCCACCGCCUGGGCCCGUGUACACAACAUAUUGUACAGAAGCCAGCCCUUCUUCCACUGCAGGAAGGACCAUUGCAUCACAGCGGAUCCAACCUGGCUGCAACCACUGUACAUUGUUCCCAGAUCAGCCUUACAAACUGCGGAAACGCCAAAGGAUCAACAUACUUCCUGUUCCAGUUUCCUCCUUGUUUCGUUUUUUUGUUGAGAAGGACGGGCGGUGUUACUGUACACUAACCUGAGUUUCAAAUGUCUCAGAAAUAAUAUUCCAGCUGUUUGCAAAGAA